AUGGGUUGCAUUGCGUCGAAGGAUGUCGUCUCUGUGAACCCUGCUCUAGAUCACUCAGGCGCAAUCAGGAUCCAUAGUUCCGGAGGGGCGUCGUCUUCUUCUCGCCGGAAUGGGGCGAAGAAGAGAUACGGAAACCUCGUCACGGAUGCGUCGACGGAGUCCAGGAAGGCUAGCUCAAAUGCCACCAGCGCGCUGAGCUUCCGGCUGUCGAACCUCCACAAGUACCUGGAAGGGGAACUGGUGGCGGCCGGUUGGCCCGCCUGGCUGAGCGCAGUUGCUGGAGAGGCCAUUCAAGGAUGGGUGCCGCUCAAGUCCGACUCAUUUGAGAAGCUGGAAAAGGUAAUGGGCAAAACCUUUCGCCAACGUUUUUAUCACCGAUGGUUCCGGCUCUUUGCUUCAAGAAAUAUUCGUAUGAAUCACAACUUUCAACGUCUGCGUUGAAGUGAAAGUUUAAAUGUCGACUGAUUUUAUGUAUUUAGAUAGUGAAUCCUAAUUUACUUCACGGAUAUGCAUCUGCACACUUGCCACCAAAAGAUCUUUAAAGGCCUCUAAUGAGACAUAUGAAUGUGGGUGCACCACAUUCCGAGUUCCCACAUCCUUCUGGUUGUAUAUUGUCUCUCAGUUUUUGCUUCUGUGAAUAGAUUCCUCAGAAGUUUCUUUCCUCUGGUUCAUUGAUGUCUGCCGAGGGCAUAUAAAAUUGAUUAUAAUCUACGACAACGUUAUGCAACAAUCAGGUAACCUUGGUGUUUUGUUGCCAAAUUCAGUCACUGUUUCUAAAAUCAGCCACCCACACAAUCAGGCUGAUUGUGUCAACGUUAAUGCAAUCAGACACACCGAAGUAAGAAACAAGACAUUACUUUGUCUAAACUACAUGAUGCCCUGCAUAUCAUAAUGUUUAGCCUGUACUCAUGCCGAUCUCGGUACAUAAAACCUCUUACAGAGUAAAGCCCUCGGAUGAACGUCAAUUUGUUAUUACUUGUUUGUUUAAGCAUUUCUUGACUCAAUCUUAGUUCUUUGCUGUUUGGCCCUUUAGAUUGGGCAAGGUACAUACAGCAGUGUAUUCCAAGCGCGUGAACUGGAGACAGGAAAGAUUGUUGCCCUGAAGAAGGUACGAUUUGACAAUUACGAGCCCGAGAGUGUCAGGUUUAUGGCACGGGAAAUACAAAUACUCCGCAGGCUCAAUCACCCAAAUAUUGUGAAACUUGAGGGCGUGAUUACAUCUCGGUUGUCAUGCUGUAUAUAUCUUGUGUUCGAGUACAUGGAACAUGACCUUUCAGGGUUGUCAUCCUGUCCUGAUAUUCAAUUCAGUGAGUCCCAGGUUCGUCUGUGCUCGUGAAAACAAAAAUAACUUUAUUCUUUGACACAAAAAAAGAAGAAGAGAAGAAUUCCCUUUUUUUCCCACUUGCUCAUCGAAGAGUUUCAUUUUACUUGUCUACCUUGUAGGUGAAGUGCUACAUGCGCCAGUUACUCUCUGGACUUGAACAUUGCCAUUCGCAGGGUAUCAUGCAUCGUGACAUCAAGGGUUCAAAUCUUUUGGUUAACAAUGAAGGAAUCCUCAAAAUAGCUGAUUUUGGUCUGGCGAACUCUUAUUUGGGACAAAAGCAACCAUUAACAAGUCGUGUAGUUACUCUAUGGUAUCGCCCACCUGAACUUCUCUUGGGAUCAACAGACUAUGGAGCGUCAGUUGAUCUAUGGAGUGUUGGCUGUGUAUUUGGCGAAGUGCUUCUGGGGAAGCCUAUCCUACAGGGAAGAACUGAGGUAAUGACCUUCAGUGCUUCUCGUUUAGUGUUAUACUUGCCAUAUUGUGAGGCAAUACAGUUGUUUAGGGUUAUUAAAACCUUUUGUCCAGGCUUAAUGUGAAGCUAUAGAGGGUAUAUGUUAUUACACAUGGCCCUCUUUUACUCAUUCUUGAUUCUUCUACGUACUCACAAACUAUGUAUGCUAUAUGCCUUUUAUCUACAUAUUUGGGAUAUUUGAAAAAAAAAUCCUUCUUUCUUUACCUGUUAAACGGAGUCUAAAGUAAGUGAUUAUAUUUCCCCCUGAACGGAAAGUUACUUAAUUCUGCCUACAUCCCGAUUCGCAGGUUGAACAGUUGCAUAAAAUAUUUAAGCUAUGUGGCUCACCACCGGAUGAAUAUUGGAGAAAGUCCAAGUUACCGCAUGCAACUAUUUUCAAACCCCAUCAACCCUACAAAAGUUGCCUUAAAGAAACAUGCAAAGGUUUUCCAGACUGUGCAUUCAGUUUAAUAGAAACUCUCCUCUCAGUUGAACCUUAUAAGCGCGGAACUGCUUCCUCUGCUCUCAAAUCUACGGUAUGUAAUGUUUCAUUCUUCUCUCUCAAAGCCCGACACUUCAUCUAGCUAGUACAUAUUAUUUCUAAAAUGUUUUAAGCCACUAAAAUAGUUCAAGAUUUCGUAUGUUAUUUCACUUGUUUAUCAGUAGAGCAUGUGGAGCUACAUAUGAUUGUUUCGUUUAGCCGUUUUCCAGAUGGAAAACCAGUGGCAUAAAACUGCAAAUUGCCAAAUUUAUGUAUGCAAGACAAGUUGGCCAGUCAUUUAGAUUUCCAAAUAGAAAAUGAAAUAAUUAUAAGGCUAGAAAGUGCUUACCUUUCUAAGCUGUGAUUGCCAGAACUUCAGAAGUUUUGAUUCAUCAAUGAAAAUGUCAUGUCCGAAAGGUACAGUUUCUGAAUCCUAAAUGCUAGGCAAGUUUCCUGUGGAAGGCCCCUCUGCCCAUUUGGUUGGUUGGUCGAGGGGGAGAGCGUGGUGACGUUAAUUAUGUUAGUUUCAAUACCUUCAUACUUGUACCCUGUAAUCAUGCCUAUUCCUGCAUGCGGCUUUACCCAUGCCAUACACAUUUUCAUCCCUUGCUAUGUCCUGCUUUGCCACUGUGAUGAACCAUAGAUUCACUGGCCUUGGAGGGCAUUUUACGAAUUUCUUUUGUCUGGAUGCAGCCGAACUGUGUACCAUUUGUCAUCAGAUUAGCAGUGGCUCUUAUGUUUCUCUCAUUUAGUCUCCUGAUGACUACCUGCAUUACAGAGAGUGGUGCAACACUGAAAAAAAGAAGAAAAGAAAAAAAAAAAAGCAAGAGAUAGCAUCCGAAUAGCUAGAACUUUCAACUACCUCUUCUCAAAUCAGCUUGAACAGUCCUCUCGUUCACUGCAAUCUCCAACAUGAAAAUUAAUGCAUCAUCAGUGACACUCUGAGCCUGUCAUUGUUUCAUUUUAUGUUCUUAUGUAGAUCAGUGUUGUCAAAGUUAUAAUGGAGCAUACUAACCUUAUCUCAUUCUGGAUCAGUAUUUUGCUACAGAGCCUUAUUCAUGUGAACCAUCUAGCUUACCGAAAUACCCCCCUAACAAGGAGAUUGAUGCAAAGAAUCGCGAGGAAUUACGCAGGUGAUUGUUCAAAAUUCCAUUUUUUAAGAUACUUGAUAUUUAAAUUUAAUAUCUCUCCAUCGUGAGGAAAGUGCUAUAUUUUUUAAAGUGUCUUGAGCUGUAGAAUUUUUUUUAUUUCCCAUUCAUUGGCAAGAGACAUUAUAUAUGGAAAGUAUUUUCCAUUAAUUGCCAAAUUUCUUUCGUUGAUUCUGUAUGUUACCUACCUAUGGAUUUGGGAUUAUUUCCAAUAUGGGAUGCCAAGGAGAUUCCUUUGACUUUUUUUGAAUCUUGGGGAAUCUUCCCUGAAUACUUCCCAUAGAGCUGAUGAAUCCGCGCUUCGCAUCUAUCUUGUCUGACAAUGAAGCUAAAACUAUCGCAAAUGACCUAGAAUUAUGGUUGACAUCCUUCUAAGAUGCUAUCAACAGGCGUAUCUGACAACCGUUGUGGCGUUUCAGGAAAAGGGCUCCCAACAGGGGCCACGUAUCAAGAGGCUGUAAACCUUCGCGAGAAUCUAAUGGCCCAAACAGAUUGCCGUCAUGUGCUGAGGUAACAUCCAUCAUCUGUUCAGAAGCUGAUUGCAUCAUCUAUUCAUCUGCAAAGAAAAGCAAUGGGUAUCUGAUAUCAAUCAAAUUUGUUUUCUCUAGUCUCUGCGGGAGCUCAAAACAAAUGCCCAUGUGGUGAAAAGGAGUGGUCUCAAGCCAAAUCCUCAGAGCAGAGACGGCAGUUCUAGGCUCUUCACAGACCUGCAGGCAGUAUCGACAACAAGACCGCCAGAUGAAGCUUCCCACUCAAAGCUUCACUCUGAGGAAGGCAUAUCUUUCUCUGGGUCGCUGUUGCUUCCAUCCUCCGGUGGUUUCUCAUGGGCGAGACACUGGAGAGAGGACGAUGCAGGUUCAAGGCCAAACAGCAGAGCCAGUUCAAGGGAGGCCCAUGAGCUGUCCAAUGAGAAGGCGAAGUGGGUGGCCUUGAAGCAGCUGAGGCCAUUAACGCGCCCGGAUUCCUUCGACGCUUCUGAAGCCUUCAACUCCCAUAACCUCUCGGAGGUGCUCCUCUCGAGAGACUGCUGAUUCCUUUCCCCUUUUGGUUAUCGACGCUGAUUGUUCUCUUCGUUUUUUUUUUUCUUUUCUUGUUCAGAGUUCCAUGCAAGAUCAAGAAGAUCGAGUGGAGUUCUCCGGCCCUCUGCUGUCUCAGUUGAACAAGGUCGACGAGUUGCUGGAGAAGCACGAGAGGCAGAUCCGGCAGGCUGUUCGUCGCUCCUGGUUCCAACGGUGUAAGGAUUAUAUUGAGAAUUUAAUAUAUAAUAAUGGUUUGAUCCGGAAAUUAAUAUGUGAAAAACUUACUCCUAUCAUUCAUCGAUCACUUUUUUAA
Spirodela intermedia is the source of this 4736-nucleotide messenger RNA. The record is from the annotation of a GenBank genome assembly. NCBI's taxonomy places the organism in Eukaryota, Viridiplantae, Streptophyta, Magnoliopsida, Alismatales, Araceae.